AUGGGUGCCACUAAUCUGGAUGUAGAGCAGAAGGUCUUUGCUGAACCUUCCACCGCUCAACAUGAUAAUGUUGUCGCCUCUCCCAAUGCCUCUGACUCUGUGACUGAAAAAGAGCCGGGGCCUGAGUUCAUUUAUGAUACAGGCCUCAAGCAAUGGCUUCAGGUGCUGGGCUCAUUUUUCCUUUUCUUCAACUCAUGGGGAAUCAUCAAUACUUGGGGGGCAUACCAGACCUAUUAUGAGCAGAACCUACUUGUCGGUACUUCGUCAUCCACAAUUGCUUGGAUUGGAUCGCUGCAGUCGUUCCUGUUGAUGAUGAUCGGAGCCAUCACAGGCCCACUCUUCGAUGCAGGCUACUUCCGAACCCUUAUCAGCGUUGCCGCCGUUCUUAUGCCAUUUGGCUUGAUGAUGACCAGUCUGGCCACGAAAUACUGGCAAUUAAUUCUUUCUCAAGGUAUCUGUUGUGGUUUGGCAGCGGGCUGUCUUUUCGUUCCUUCAGUUGCCAUUCUCCCACAAUACUUCAAGAACAAGAAAGGACUAGCCAAUGGCCUUGCUGCCAGUGGCAGUAGCAUCGGUGGCGUUGUCUAUCCUAUCAUGUUAGAUCAGUUGUCAAACAGAGUCGGCUUUGCCUGGGCCACUCGGGCCCUGGGAUUCAUCUCAUUCGCUACAAUUUGCUUUUCCGUCGCUAUUAUGCGUUCGCGAUUCCAGCCAAAAGAGAAGCGCAAGCUCUGGCAGCUUUCUGCGUUCAAGGAACCCGCUUUCACCAUUUUCAUCUGUGCCAUGUUUGUGGGUUUCUUGGGAUUCUACAACUUCCUGUUCUAUGUGCAGUCUUACGCAAUUGAGACAAACAUUGUCGACCCAAAUUUAGGAUUCUAUCUCCUGUCAAUGCUGAAUGCCGCCUCAACAUGCGGCCGUAUUGGUCCCAACUUCCUUGCUGAUCACGUUGGUCCUCUGAACAUGCUCACUCCCUUGGUGACUAUAACCGCCAUCCUUGCCUUUGUCUGGAUUCGGGUUCACACCGUACCUGGUAUCAUAAUUUUGGCUGUGCUCUACGGUUUCUUCUCGGGAGGCUUUGUUUCUCUGCCGCCUGUGGUGAUGGCUACUAUGACUCCAGAUGUUCGCGAUUUGGGUACACGUCUAGGCAUGGUCUUUGCUGUGACCUCCAUCGGCUUGUUGAUUGGAACGCCCAUCGGUGGUGCAAUCCUGGGUGCUGAACAAAACUUCCUCGGAUUGCAACUAUUUACGGCUUGCUGUCUUAUGGCAUCCACAUGCCUCUUUGCAAGUGUGCGGUUCUUGCGCACGGGCCCCAUCCUUCGUACAAAGGCUUAA
Messenger RNA from Penicillium nucicola, 1326 nucleotides. RefSeq names its product MCT family MFS transporter. Lineage: Eukaryota; Fungi; Ascomycota; Eurotiomycetes; Eurotiales; Aspergillaceae. Gene Ontology annotation, cellular component: fungal-type vacuole membrane. Gene Ontology annotation, molecular function: transmembrane transporter activity. The coding region runs from base 1 to 1326 and encodes 441 amino acids. Gene Ontology annotation, biological process: transmembrane transport. The record is from RefSeq and is a predicted model, not a curated record. The transcript is spliced from 2 exons.